Molecule: messenger RNA, 671 nt
Organism: Brassicogethes aeneus
Lineage: Eukaryota; Metazoa; Arthropoda; Insecta; Coleoptera; Nitidulidae
Source: the annotation of a GenBank genome assembly
CUUUCUGUGAACGACAUUCAAGUUGACGGGUUCGAUAUAGCUCGUCAAGAUGGUGAACGGUAGGAUACCUACGGUAUGUUCGAAGACAUACGUGACCCCAAGGCGCCCCUAUGAAAAGGCGCGUUUGGAUCAGGAAUUAAAAAUAAUCGGAGCUUUCGGUCUCCGCAACAAACGCGAAGUAUGGAGGGUAAAAUACACUUUGGCUAAAAUCCGUAAAGCUGCCCGUGAGUUGCUUACUUUGGAAGAGAAAGAGCCCAAAAGAUUGUUCGAAGGUAACGCGCUUUUGCGUCGUCUUGUACGCAUUGGUGUGUUGGACGAGAACAGGAUGAAGCUCGAUUACGUUUUGGGCUUGAAGAUCGAAGAUUUCUUGGAGCGCCGUCUGCAAACGCAGGUUUUCAAAUUGGGGUUGGCCAAGUCCAUCCAUCACGCUCGCGUGCUCAUCAGACAAAGACACAUCCGCGUCCGCAAGCAAGUGGUGAACAUUCCCUCGUUCAUUGUAAGGUUGGACUCGCAGAAGCACAUCGAUUUCUCCCUGAAAUCGCCCUUCGGCGGUGGCAGGCCUGGACGCGUUAAGAGGAAGAACCUUCGUAAAGGAACUAGCGGCGGUGCUGUAGAAGAAGACGAAGAAUAAACUGUAAAAUAACACAAUAAAAAUUGUUAUUUAUACACAA